This is a messenger RNA of Lasiodiplodia theobromae, 903 nucleotides long. Its product is annotated as Endothelin-converting enzyme 2-like protein. NCBI's taxonomy places the organism in Eukaryota, Fungi, Ascomycota, Dothideomycetes, Botryosphaeriales, Botryosphaeriaceae. Bases 1 to 903 code for a protein of 300 amino acids. The record is from RefSeq and is a predicted model, not a curated record. The transcript has a single exon.
AUGGCCAAGGACCCGCCACCCUUCGCCCAGCCUGACUACUGGGACGAGCGCUUCACCAAGAACCCGUCGGCCUUCGAAUGGCUCCUCCCAGCCAACUGCCUGGACGGCCCCAUCACCGAAGCUCUCAGCCACGCCUCUUCCCCCCGCCCGCGCCUGCUGCACAUCGGCUGCGGCACGUCGGCACUCUCGCUGCACCUGCGCUCGCACGUGGAGAACCCGCGCCAAAUCCACAACACCGACUUUUCGCGCGUGGCCGUCGAGCUUGGCGCGCGUUGGGAGCGCGACGUCUUCUCGGCCACUGCUCGCGAGAAAGCCAUCAACGCCGGGAAGAAAGACGGCUCUUCAGAGGAGCACGACUGCACCGAUCGUAUGCAGUGGAGCACACUGAAUCUGCUCUCGCUACCAUCCAUCCGCGCGCUGGCCGAGGAGGAAGGAUGCUACGAUAUCGUUGUUGACAAGAGCACCUGUGACGCCAUCAGCUGCGGCGACGACGUGCCUGUUCCACUGCCGCACCCGCUCCAGCCCUCUCCCCCGCCGCCGUCGUCGUCCUCCUCUUCCACCGCAAAAAUCCACCCCCUGCACAUUCUCGCGCUUCACCUCGCUGCCCUCGUCCCGCCCGGUGGCCGCUGGAUCGCCCUAUCCUACUCCGGCCAACGUUUCCCCUUCUUCGAGCCGUUCCCCGUACGCGCCGACGAGGGUAGGCUGGACGCUGAGCUGUUGGAAAGGGGAUUUGUGCAUCCAGGCCGCUUGUGGCGGUUGGAGAGGAAGGAGAUGGUCGAGGUGGGAGGGGAAGGAGCGAAGCCGGGUAGUGGUGGGCUGGUGCAUGAACCGAGGACGGCGCAUUGGAUCUAUGUGAUGGUAAGAUCGGAGCUGGAGUUGGUGGGAAUGCCACUGCAGGGAUGA